Messenger RNA from Lemur catta (Ring-tailed lemur), 4429 nucleotides. It is a transcript of the gene ARHGAP30, whose product is annotated as Rho GTPase activating protein 30. Bases 352 to 3660 code for a protein of 1102 amino acids. Gene Ontology annotation, biological process: small GTPase-mediated signal transduction. The transcript has 12 exons. NCBI's taxonomy places the organism in Eukaryota, Metazoa, Chordata, Mammalia, Primates, Lemuridae. The record is from RefSeq and is a predicted model, not a curated record. Gene Ontology annotation, molecular function: GTPase activator activity.
GUGGUUGCAAAGAUGCUCUAUCAGGAAGUGGGUUUGAGGAGCUGCACAGCUUCCUGCCCCCCCACCCAGAGCUGAGUAGGGUGAGAAAGGCAAGUGCCAGUCUGGGCCACGAGACACAGCUUCUUGCCGGGGUCCUGGCAGCUUCCUCCUCCCCAGCCACUUCCGUGUGGCCGGGGCCCCAGUGGCAGGAGCCGCUGCCCGUUGCCCAGGCCACCCUCCACCCCCAGUUUGGAGCCCGGCCCCUCUGGGGCUGGGCCAAGCCCAGUGGCCGGCUGGGAUCCCAUGGGGGACUGGUAGGGCAAAGGUCUUGGGGGACAGAGGUGGCUGGGCCAGAGUCCUGGGGCUCCGGCCAUGAAGUCUCGGCAGAAAGGAAAGAAGAAGGGCAGCUCGAAGGAGCGGGUAUUUGGGUGUGACCUGCAGGAGCACCUGCAGCACUCAGGCCAGGAGGUGCCCCAGGUACUAAGGAGCUGUGCAGAGUUUGUAGAGGAGUAUGGAGUGGUGGACGGGAUCUACCGUCUCUCAGGGGUCUCCUCCAACAUCCAGAAGCUCCGGCAGGAGUUUGAGGCAGAACGGAAGCCAGACCUGCGGCGGGAUGUUUACCUCCAGGACAUUCACUGCGUCUCCUCCCUGUGCAAGGCCUAUUUCAGAGAACUGCCAGAUCCCCUCCUCACUUACCGGCUCUAUGACAAGUUUGCUGAGGCUGUGGCAGUGCAGUUGGAGCCUGAGCGCUUGGUCAAGAUCCUAGAAGUGCUUCGAGAACUCCCUGUCCCAAACUACAGGACCCUGGAGUUCCUCAUGCGGCACUUGGUGCACAUGGCUUCUUUCAGUGCCCAGACCAACAUGCACGCCCGCAACCUGGCCAUUGUAUGGGCACCCAACCUGCUGAGAUCUAAGGACAUAGAGGCCUCGGGCUUCAAUGGGACAGCGGCCUUCAUGGAGGUGCGUGUGCAGUCCAUCGUCGUUGAGUUCAUCCUCACGCAUGUGGACCAGCUCUUUGGCGGUGCUGCCCUUUCUGGUUGUCAGGUGGACAGUGGAUGGCGACCACUUCCAGGGGCCCGGGCAUCAGGUAGCUCUGAGGACCCUAUGCCCAGGUCCCUGCCUUACCACCUGCCUAGCAUCCUGCAGGCUGGCGAUGGGCCCCCACAAAUCCGGCCCUACCAUACUAUCAUUGAGAUUGCAGAGCACAAGAGGAAGGGGUCUUUGAAGGUCAGGAAGUGGAGAUCUAUUUUCAAUCUAGGUCGUUCUGGCCAUGAGACAAAGCGUAAACUUCCACGGGGAGCUGAUGACAGAGAGGACAAAUCCAAUAAGGGGACACUGCGGCCAGCCAAGAGUAUGGACUCACUGAGUGCUGCAGCUGGGGCCACAGAUGAGCCAGAGGGAUUGGUGGGGUCCAGCAGUGCCCGGCCAUGCCCACUGCUGCCCGAGAACUUGGAGAACGAUUCUAUGGAGGCAGCAGAGGGUGAACAGGAGCCCGAGGCAGAAGCACUGGGUGGCACAAACUCCGAACCAGGCACACCACGAGCUGGACGGUCAGCCAUCCGGGCUGGGGGCAGCAGCCGUGCAGAGCGCUGUGCUGGCGUACACAUCUCAGACCCCUACAAUGUCAACCUCCCACUACAUAUCACCUCUAUCCUCAGUGUGCCCCCAAACAUCAUCUCUAACGUUUCCUUGGCCAGGCUCACUCGUGGCCUUGAGUGCCCUGCUCUACAGCACCGGCCAAACCCUGCCUCUGGCCCUGGCCCUGGCCCUGGCCCUGGCCCCCCAGAUGAGAAGUCGGAGGAAAGUCCAGUCCCAGGUUCCCCGGCUGACUCAGGCUCAGAAGACAUGGCUCCUGCCCUGGAGGAUUCCCUGUCCCAGGAGGUGCAGGAUUCCUUCUCCUUCCUAGAGGACUCAAGCAGCUCAGAGCCUGAGUGGGUGGGGGCGGAGGAUGGGGAGGUGGCCAAGGCAGAAGCAGCAGGAGCCACCUUCUCCCCUGGGGAGGACGACCCUGGGAUGGGCUACCUGGAGGAGCUCCUGGGAGUUGGGCCUCAGGUGGAGGAGUUCUCUGUGGAGCCACCCCUGGAUGAUCUAUCUCUGGAUGAGGCGCAGUUUGUCCUGGCUCCUAGCUGCUGUUCCCUGGACUUGGCUGGCCCCAGGCCUGAAGUAGAGGAGGAAAAUGGGGAAGAAGUCUUCCUGAGUGCCUACGAUGACCUAUGUCCCCUUCUCAAACCCCAAACCCCAACCUGGGAGGCUGCAGAGAGUCUGGAGGAAGAGGCAGCAGGGUGCGGAAGGCAGGCUCCAGGACAGGCUGAGGAAGAACAGGCCUGCGGGGCAGUGGGAGAGGACAAGGAGGCUGGGCCUGGAAGGAGAUGGGAUAUCAGGGAAGAGGCUGAAGGGAGUCCAGAGACUGAAGUGGAGGCUGGGAAGGGUGGUGAGGACAGAGGUGAGGCUGUAAGAAGCCAAGAGACAAUGGCCAGUUUGAGAGAAGAGAGUGCGGAAGAGACAGAGGCCAAGGAAGAAAAGUCCAAAGAUCAGAAAGAGGCUGAAAGUACAGAGGAGACUAAGGGUGUGGAGGAACCAGGAGGAGAGCAGGAUAAAGACAAGGAGAAGGAAAGAAAAAUUGAGAGAGAAGAGGCUGAGCACGGAGAGAAAGCCCAGGUAGAAGAUGGAAGGGACCCAGAGCACAGGGCCCAGGAACACCAAGUUGCUGAGGAAAACUGGGAAGUUGUACACAAAGAAGAAGCUGAGGGAGGCAGAGAGGAUGAAGUCAAAGAACAGAGGGGGAAUAGGGACCCUGAGUCAAGAGAAGACCAAGGAGAUGGUGAAGACAGCAGAAGCCCAGAAGCAGCUGAAGGAGGAGCAGGGGGGGUCAGCAAAGAAGGGGAGAGUGGGGAUGGAGAGGCUGAGGGAGACCAGAGGGCUGGAGGUGACCAUUUAGAAGAGGGUGCCCUCUCUGAAGGUUCAGGCAUAGAGUCUUUGGAGGUUGACUGUGCCAAAGAUGGCAAUGCCCAGUCUUCUGACAUGGAGCAGGUAGCCCCACAGCCACCUCGGCCAGAGGAGAUGGAGCCUGAGGGGCAGCCCAGUCCAGAGAGCUGUAAUCUGUGCCCCUGUCCCCUUGGCUCCACUGGUGGUGUGGGCAUGCGCCUGGCUUCCACCCUGGUUCAGAUCCAACAGGUCCGCUCUGUGCCUGUGGUGCCCCCCAAACCACAGUUUGCCAAGAUGCCCAAUGCAAUGUGUAGCAAGAUCCACGUAGCACCUGCAAACCCAUGCCCAAGACCCGGCCGGCUUGAUGGGACUCCUGGGGAAAGGGCUUGGGGGUCCCGAGCUUCUCGAUCUUCUUGGAGGAACGGGGGCAGUCUUUCCUUUGAUGCUGCUGUGGCCCUGGCCCGGGACCGCCAAAGGACUGAGGCUCAGGGAGUUCGGCGGACCCAGACCUGUACUGGGGGUGGGGACUAUAACCUUAUCCCCAGAACCCUCCCCUGUAGCAUGAUGCCUGCCCAUUCUCCUUGGCCCCUUAGCUGCAUGGAGCUCCCAUCUGAAGGCACAGAAGAGUCUGGACGCCGAAGUCGGCUUAGUCUGCCCCCCAGGGAGCCUCAGCUUCCUGAUCCUCUUUUGCCCCCCCAGCGCCGAUCAUAUGCAUUUGAAACACAGGCUAACCCUGGGAAAGGUGAGGGACUGUGAUUAAGACCAGAGCCCUGGGCAAAGGGGACCAAUAUAUUGUCUUGAAUCUCCAGGGUCCCUGACUAAGCUGUCUCUUCUGCCACCUGAGCAGUUGUAGUGCCCAACGCUAUAGGCUCUGGCUCUCCCAGCUUCUCUUUUGACUGUGGGAGGCACUGCUUGGUUGGUUUACCUGAGGUUGUCUCAGACACAAAGUACUUAUCUCUUAGGAGAUUCCCAAGAAAGUCACCAAAAUCCUGUUCCCAGGGAGUGGGGUCAUUGGCCAAAGGGAACAUACGGUAAGCAGAAAACUUGGGUUUCUCAAAGUGAAGACCAGAGGGAGAAUUCCAGCCAAAUUCCUGCCCUCCUCUGAGGCUGUGAAUUUCUUUUCACUGGAGCCCAGGGUAGAGAUGGGGAGGAGAGUUCCAGGUCAGAGUCUUCCAUAUACUUCUAGAGUUGCUCAUCCUUGUUCUAUUCCUGAACUCUUGGAUACCUCCUGAUUCUUUUAGCUCCAGGUUAGGAGGAACAUAUCCAGGAAGCUCUUUGAAGCCCUUAGUGUUUGUUGGAGGGACUGGACCCCUCUCCAGCUCCCCUACCUUCCACCUCCAGGGACCAUGUGGAAGAGAGGUCCUGUAUAGAUCUCUCCGACCUCUCCUUUUCCCUUUGGAAUAACUUCCACCUAUUUCAGGAAAAGGGGAAUUGUGUCACUCAGGCCCUGGGACUGCAUCCCCAGAAAGCUGGGGCCACAUACUCUAGUAAGGAUCAAUGUCUCAGAAUAAAAGAUGUAUUUUUA